This is a messenger RNA of Xyrichtys novacula (pearly razorfish), 39450 nucleotides long. The record is from the annotation of a GenBank genome assembly. Lineage: Eukaryota; Metazoa; Chordata; Actinopteri; Labriformes; Labridae.
AUGGAGGAAGACCCACAGGACCGGCCACAGGACCCCGAGUCCGAGGAGGUACAAGACCUGAACCCAGACACAGCAGAUCUAGACCAGAGUCUACAAGACGGUCAAGACCAGAAACCUGAUUCAGAUCCUCCUCAGAACAAGACCGAGGACCAGCCGGUCCAACAGAGUCCUGAAGGUCCCUGUGAGGAACCCGAGUCUCCUCAAGUGGACUCAGAUCAGGACAAGGGUCAGGAGGAAGAUCAUGGACUGAAACAGGACCCAGAUCAGGACCAUGGGGAGGAGGAAAACAAGAACCAGCAUCUGGAUUUAAGUCAGGACCAGGACCAAGACCAAGACCAGGACCAAGAUCACAGUCAGGAUCAGGAUCAGGACCAGGACCAAGAUCAGGGUCAGGACCAGGACCAAGACCAGGGUCAGGACCAAGAUCACAGUCAGGAUCAGGACCAGGACCAGGAAACAGGUAAAUACAAACUUAAAUGUGAUUCUGUUUCAGACCUGAUGGGGGGUCAGCUGAAAAACUGGUCUGGUUUUUUAUUCAGACCAGGACCAGCGGCAGAAGUUUUUAGACUUCAGGACAAAAACGGAAAAAUCUGAUUUAAAGAGCCGGUCCACCGGGACAGAAGCUCCUCCUAACUGUAGAUAUAAACUCUAGAUGACUCACACCUGCUGUUAGCCAGUGGAGACCGACGUCCGCAUAUGGCGGCCAUCUUGCUACAGUCAACUCGCUCACUCCUGACAUUCAGUCUUCGGUUUAUGUAACAUUUAAAUAACCACAGAUUGAUUAAUUUAAAUAACCAUAGAUUGAUUGAUUUUAGUUUGUUUUGUAACAAACCUCAGAGUUUCAGUUUUGUUCCUGUUUACUCCAGAAUAAUUUUAACCAUGAAUUUACAUAAAUAAACAAUAAACAGCUAACAGGCAACAGCUAUAGACCUACACACACACACAGACAGACAGUUAUAUUAAAUCAUUAAAAACAUUUAAUUAUUACAUGUUAUAUCAGUGAUAUUUCUAAUAAAGGCAGAACUACACUCUCCUCCCGUCAGCUAGAACUCAGUCAAUCAGAUUUAGUUAAAUGGUGUCUUCCUCUGGUCACAUGACCCUCCAAACCGCGCCACUACCGCUUUUUACAGCGUGACCAGGAAGUGCCCGGUUUGGCGCGAGGACCCGAGGGCACGUGCAGACGGCUGCAGGUAAGUGUGUAAGUUUGUAAGAGAGCAGGACCGCAGGUGCGGACCUAAGGGGAGACAGUUUAGAAACAGUUUAACGGAGUUUUGAUCCGCGGGAACGAGAGCGCUUCGUGCGCGCUCCCGACACCGGUACUUUUAAAGAGAGAGAGACCCGCGUGCUGGUCCGAGGAUGAGGGUUUAAAGGUUCUCUGACACACACACACACACACACACACACACACACACACACACACACACACACACACACACACACACACACACACUGAGCGGUUCUUCAGUUUGUUCACUUCACUUCAGUUUGAGGAUGAAGAUUAAUGUGUUCAUGUGGUCCAGGUUCUAAACCUGAUCCUCUUCUCUAUGUAGACCCAGUCCCACCUCAGAAUCUGGACCAGAAUCAACACCCAGGCCUUGGUCAAGAUCAGAACCUGAACCUGGACCUGGAUCAAGAACAACGCCUGGACCAAAGUCAAGACCUGAGCCUGAAGCAGGAUCAGGAACAGAGCCUGAACCAGGACCAGAGCCUGAAGCAGGAUCAGGAACAGAGCCUGAACCAGGACCAGAGCCUGAAGCAGGAUCAGGACCAGAGUCUCAGGACCAGAGCCUGAACCAGGAUCAGGACCAGAGCCUGAACCAGGACCAGAGCCUGAACCAGGAUCAGGAACAGAGCCUGAACCAGGACCAGAGCCUGAAGCAGGAUCAGGGCCAGAGUCUGAACCAGGACCAGAGCCUGAAGCAGGAUCAGGAUCAGGACCAGAGCCUGAACCAGGAUCAGGACCAGGCAGAGCAGCGGGAGAAACCAAUCUCGGACCAGGACCAGGACCUGGACCAGCACUACAACAAGAACAUAGAUCCAGAUGAGGAUCAGAACCUAGACCAAGGCAAGAACCAGGACCAGGGUCAUGGUUUGGACCAGAUCCUAGAACAGAAUCAGAACCAGGAACAGAUCCUGGACCAGAGUCUGGAACAGGACCAGAAUAAUGGAGGGGACCAGGACCAGAUCCUAGAGCAGAAUCAGGACCAGGAUCAGGGCCUGGACCAGGACCUGGAUGAGAGCAAGGACCAGAACCAGAACCAGGAUCAGUCUGGGACCCCAGACCAGGACCAGGACCUGCAGCUAGAGCCUGGAGGGGGGGCGGUCCCGGCUCUGGUGAUCACUCAGGCUGAGGAGGUGAGUCCAGAACAGCAAAGGAUGAUGGGUAAUAAACCAUACACUCCUGUCUCUCCAUCAGGUCUGAGCGCGCUCAGUGGGGGGGAGGGGGGGGGGGCUGCAGCUAACGAUUGAUUUUAUAUAUCGAUUAAUCUAACGAUUGAUUUUAUAUAUCGAUUAAUCUAACGAUUGAUUUUCUUGAUUUGAUUAGUUUAUCUAAAGUCGACUGUCAGUCAGUCUCAGACAGACGAAGUCGCCGUCGUCUACGUCAUCAUGAGGCGCGUUGACCCGUGAAUUACUUCAACGAAUCGCCCGAGUCAUCGGUGAUCAGUUCUAGGUAGGAUGUUCUGACAGCUCCUCCUCCUCCUCCUCUUCACUCCUCCUCUUCCUCACUCCUCCUCCCUCCCUCCCUGGGUGAGACGGAGGUCUGUCUCCCCCCUCAGACUAGAGUCUGAGAGUGUCAUGAAGACCGAAGGGUGGUCUUUAUUUUACUGAAGGAUCUGAAGACCUUCAGAGUUUGGAGAUCAGAGAAAACAGACGAAUCCUGAUGGUGAACCCAAACCUUCAGAACCAUCAGAACCUUCAGAACCUUCAGAACCGUCAGGACCUUCAGAACCAUCAGAACCUUCAGAACCAUCAGAACCUUCAGAACCUUCAGAACCGUCAGGACCUUCAGAACCAUCAGAACCUUCAGAACCAUCAGAACUAUCAGAACCAUUAGAACCUUCAGAACCAUCAGGACCUUCAGAACCAUCAGAACCAUCAGAACCUUCAGAACCUUCAGAACCUUCAGGACCAUCAGAACCAUCAGAACCUUCAGAACCAUCAGAACCAUCAGAACCAUCAGGACCUUCAGGACCUUCCGGUCAAAGUGGACCUGAGUUCUGUAGAAGCGCUGAAUCCUCCUCUGAGGGGUUAAACGCCGCUCUGCAGCGCUCUCUGAGAGAUCCCAUUACCCGCCCUCCUCUGCACGCGCUCACUGAUCCAAACCGCCUCCAAAUAAGUUUCCUGAGAAGCUCUGCGGUGGCGGCGGUGGCGGCGGCGGAGCAGAGGAGCACUUAAACCAAAUUGACUUUAGUGAUGUGAGUUAUGAAGAUACUGAUAUCAUGAAGCAUGAAGUUCUUCUUCAGCCUCAGAAGAAUUCAGAUUCCCUGAGACGCUGAGACGGGGGAACUAAUAUGAAUGCAAAUAGGAUUAGAGGGACUGCAUGAGAGUCUGAUAAACAGUUUACAGGCCGGAGUCUUCACCGGGGGGCGGGGGGAUCACAGUUAACCGCCAUCUUCUUCUGCAGCUCCACAGCAGCGGCGGAGAAACAGAGUCAGUCCUACAGACGAUCAGACACCUGAACACCUGAAGACCUGAGGUUAGAUCAGUCUGCAGAAACGACAGGUGAGAGGAUGAAAACUGAGAGAGCAUCAAUGAAAAUAAUGAACCCAGUAAGACCUGAACCCUGAACCUGAACCUGAACCCAGACUGAGACUCUGAGAUCCUGAGGUUUAUAAAUAUCUCAGCCUGUAGUAUCUGAGAGUUUACACACGUGUGACUUUAAGAUAACUGUCUUUAUUUUUCUGAACCUUCAUCAGAUCUUUGAAAACAAACAAACUCUGAUGAAAUAAAACAGCUGAAUAAAGAAAAACAAAGACUCUGGAGAAAAACAAACUGUUUACUGUCCGUAAAUAAAGAGUCUGUUUAAUUCAGAUGUAAAUAUGAAAAAUAAAGUGUUAAAGGGUAAACAGCUGCCCUAGUGUAGAGACAGGACAAAAACAGAAACUAAAAACUCAAUAAAUCAAUAAAUCAAUAAGUGUCUGAUAGUCUGUUCACGUCUGUUUUCACCCAGAGUCACAGUAAACACUGACAGUCAGUCUGAAGAGGUCGUUCUCCCUGAUGGAUGUUUCUCUCUGCCUCCAUCAUCGUUUACUUUCCUCAUGAAACACGUACCAAGAUCCGAUCAUGAAUCCGAUCACCUUAUUGAUCUUUAUUAUCCGAUCAGAGGCAGACGGGUUUGAUGAUUUGAUUCGACUCCAGAAAUGAUUGAAAAACUACAGAAUGUUAGAAAAUGACGACUCCGCUCUCUGAGGGUAGAAACGCGUUCAUGCUGUCUCGGAUUAAACGGGUUAAAGUCAGAGUUCCUGUGAAGAUUAAAUCCAGUUUUUAAUCAAGAUGAUCUCCUAAAGUUAUUUUAGCGCUAACCUCGUCUGGAUAUAAGGCGAGCGCUAAAGUGACCUUCGCCUGGUUUCCUCCUCCCAGUUUACUUUUUUCUGACUCAGUAACUGAAACACUGGGAACUCUGGUGUGACGUCAUUUUCAGCUCCGACAUCCGAGGAAACUCGAACGCAGCGUUAUAAAAACAUGGGAGUGACCUCUGACCUUUACUCUGAAACUACAGAUGAAAAUCCCUCCAGAGUCUCAGUUUUUAUCAAACAGACACGAGUUUCUGGACUCUGUUUCCUGAAAACACUCCUCUUUCUUUCCUUCCUUCCCUCCUUCCUUCCUUCCUCCCUCUCUCCUCGGUGACGUGUUUUCCUUCUGACGGACUCUAACUCGUCUAUAAUCCGUCAGUCCGCUCUCCUCCUGUCGGCGCCUCCUCCUGUGGGCGCCUCCUCUUUCACGCUCGCCGUCGUCCUCUGGUUUCUCUUUGAUGGCGCUCGUCGUGACAGUCAGCAGCUCCAAUUAGAUCCGCCCCCCCGGUCUGAAGUGUUUGAGGGUCUUUCCUGAUCUGAUGACAGUCGGACCCUCAAACACAUUAACAAACAUCAUCUCGACAUCAGAGGAGGAGGCGGACCUGAGCAUCAAACACCUGUGUGUGUGUGUGUGUGUGUGUGUGAUGCACAGCGCUUCGUUUGAUUGGUCCAUUAGACACCUGAGACAAACAUGUACAGGUGAGUCAGAUCUGAGCUGACCUUCACGUCUGAAGAAGAAACAACCGUGUAGGACCUCCACCGCAGCUCCACCCAACAUCUACGACAUCCACCCAUCAUCCACCCAUCAUCCAUCCAUCAUCCAUCCAUCAUCCAUCCUCUACUGCUUAUCUGGAGUCAGCUCGGGGGGGCGGCAGCCUGACCAGGGAAUUCCACCUCAUCUGGAACGGCUCCGAUCUGGAACGGCACAGAUUUCCGCCGCACGCCGAUUUCUACCGGGUCUGUUUGUGAGGCGAAUUUCAUGGCGGAAUCACAAGAACCUUCAGAUUCACGUUCAAUCGCGCGAUAAUGAGUUGUCUCUCUAAAGACAGACACAUAGACAUAUAAGCAGUAGAUUGUGUCCUUCCAGAGGAGGAAAUCUACUUCUAGACUUCUAGAAUCAGCAUCUCCUCAUCCAUGGUGUCAUCGGGGUGAAAUGACGUCUAAAAACCUUUCACUUGUUCGUCUCCGCCCGUUUGCAUGGUGUGAAAUACGAUCCUCCUGAAACACGGAGUGUUUUAUUUUGAAAAGAAGCCGGAUGUUUUAUUUUGUGUCUGUGUCCGACUUCCUUUCCAGCACGGGUUAAUCUGUGCUGAAUUUAUCCGCCAUGCUCCGGCGUCCAGAAAAAAUCGAACUCUUGUGAUCAGCUGAGGAGUCCGGCGAUCCGCAGAGGAACGGAAAGAAGUCGGUGUAAAUUGACACGUUAACUUGAAUGGUUACGAUCAGCUACGAUCGGAGGAUACGACCUUUUAGGAGACGAUCAGGAUUAAGGUGGAGGUCGGGGGUCAGCAGGGAAGUCCAGACCUCCUGGGACGUGCCUUGAGCAUCACACCAGCAAGCUGUCCAGGAGGCGUCCUGAUUGGAUGACCAAACCACCUCAUCUGACUCCUCUUAAGGUGGAGGAGCAGCAGCAGCUCUACUCUGAGCUCCAUCCUUCAUUUUCUUUGUCUGGAUGGACGCAGAUGUUCCUCCUAAACCUGGAGAUGUUGUUUAAAACUGAGGAUGCAGCAUCUAUGAUUUCCAGUUCUCCGUUGAAAGGACAGUUGGACUUACUCUAAACAUCUCAACUAAGUCCAGUUGUCCUUUCAAUGAAGAACUUUAACACCAUUAUGAUGUUGUUGACUCUGGUUUUGUGGUUUUGUGGUUUUGCUGUAAACCUCAGUGUCCUCACGGCUGAACAGGGACUCUGUAAACCCGGGUCCUGCCUCUGAAUCCUGGUUCUGCAGGAUCCGGGUCUUUGUUCCUCCUCUCAGUAAAAAGUUGUAGUGAAAUAAUUAUCUGAAUCAACAUGAUGGCUGUGACGUGUCUGUGAAGGCUUUUCCUCUCUGCGUGGUUUAACAUGAACGAGUGUGUGUGUGUGCGUGUGUGUGUGUGUGUGUGUGUGUGUGUGUGUGUGUGUGUGUGUGUGUGUGUGUGUGUGUCGGGGGGACAAUAGUGAGGCGUAAUGAGCUCUCAGGGGACUCCAGUCCAGAGCAGUUAAAGGACAAUCACGCUCUGUGAGGAGAUGUUAAACUGCUGCUGCUGAUGUCUGUCGCCAGCUGGGCCCUAAUUGUAGUCAACAGUUCUGCGGGCUCGUGUGAAGAUGAACGCCGCUUUCAGGAGGCAGACGGACGACGUUUUGCUGAGAUGUAAACACUCUCUCAUAUGGAAAUUCGGCGGGGCCUCGGCGCCGUUUGAGGGACAGCGGUGAGGAUUGGAAGUGAUGUCUGCUGGUUUAAAGCAUGUCGGGUCCAUUUCUGCGGUUUAACGCCUCUUCAAGUCAAACAUGUUCACAAACAGCUGAUUGGACAGCUGUGUUCAAAUUCAUAUCAUCUCGCUGCACAAACACACGGAGAUACGUUGGACUGAACUGGGUUAGAGAACUGUUAUUGUUACUGAGCUCAAACUGAGGUCCGAACGGUUCUGAAUCAAAGACUCCAGAGUCUGUCAGUGAACAGUCAUGUCCUGAGAAGAAGGAGGAGAUGAUUGGUCGUUACUGAAGUGUCCUCUGGUGUCCUAAUCUCAAACAUGUGCAGAAAACUGAUUUGAUAGCUGCAUUUAAAAAAGAUGAACCAGGACAAAGUGCCUCUGGAUGCCCCUCUAUUAUCACUCAGGUUGUAAACUGCCCUCUGGAUGCCCCUCUGUAAUCACUUGGGUUAUAAAGUGCCCUCUGGAUGUCCCUCUAUAAUCACUCAGGUUAUAAAGUGCCCUCUGGAUGCCCCUCUGCAAUCAUUUGGGUUGUAAAGUGCCCUCUGGAUGCCCCUCUAUAAUCACUCAGGUUAUAAAGUGCCCUCUGGAUGCCCCUCUAUAAUCACUUGGGUUAUAAAGUGCCCUCUGGAUGCCCCUCUAUAAUCACUCAGGUUAUAAAGGACCCUCUGGAUGCCCCUCUAUAAUCACUCAGGUUAUAAAGGACCCUCUGAAUGCCCCUCUAUAAUCACUCAGGUUAUAAAGGACCCUCUGGAUGCCCCUCUAUAAUCACCUAGGUUGUAAAAUGCCCUCUGGAUGCCCCUCUGUAAUCACUAAGGUUGUACACUGCCCUCUGGAGGCCCCUCUGUAAUCACUAAGGUUGUAAAGGACCCUCUGGAUGCCCCUCUAUAAUCACCUAGGUUAUCAAGUGCCCUCUGGAUUCCCCCUUUUUAAUCACCUAGGUUGUAAAGUGCCCUCUGGAUGCCCCUCUGUAAUCACUAAGGUUAUAAUGUACCCUCUGGAUGCCCCUCUGUAAUCACUCAGGUUAUAAAGUACCCUCAUGAUGCCCCUCUAUAAUCACUUGGGUUGUUAAGUGCCCUCUGCAUGCCCCUCUGUAAUCACUAAGGUUAUAAUGUACCCUCUGGAUGCCCCUCUGUAAUCACUCAGGUUAUAAAGUACCCUCAUGAUGCCCCUCUAUCAUCACUCGGGUCAUAGGUCACUUAGGUCUCAAACACUCUUGUAGUCCUUAAAUCCACCAGGAACCACCAAACCAGAGUGUUCUGUGUUUUCCUGUUCCAGCGCCCGCCCUCUGGAUCUGGAGCAGCAGGAAGUCCCGCAGACCCUCCGAGACCACCUGCAGACCAGGUGAGCUGCAGCAGCGAUGGAGGAGACGUGAGCUGCUGCUGCGACCGCCAGUCUCUGAAGAGCGACUCCAUCUCUCUGACCAGCGAGCGGACGGCGUCCAGGACGGUGAGUGUUUACGGGGGGUGUUCUGGUUUAUGAGACACACAGGGACUUCAGUGAUGAUGUCACAGACAGGUUACCUGCUGCAGGACCGACACACCUGCUGGGAACUCUGUGGUACUUGGACCCGUGUUCAGAGGUUUAAGAGUUCCCCUCAGAGAAGACGUGAAGUUUGAACGUUUAGAGGUGAGAGGUCUCUGUAAACACGAGGGUCGGUGUCACGUCUGUCUCCUGAUCGCCGUCUCCGCCGUCUCCAUCGUCUCCGUCGUCUCCGUCGUCUCCGUCGGCGCUCUCAGCCCGCUGAAGAACAUUGUCCCCGUGUUUCUCUGCAGUCACAGAGACAGAGUGAGUGAAAUCAGACGUCGACCUCCAUCUUUGGAGGUGAACCUGCUGAACUGAACAGCGGCGAUCCUGGUCUCCUAACAAAACUCUGAUGUUGUUCUGCAGAGCGGCGGCGGUGGCGGUGGCGGCGGCUCUCAUCUUCAGAAGAAAAGCCUCUCUUUAUGGACGGGUCACUCGGGGGAAUAAGGAGCCCUCCAACGAGCGCCGUAAUCAUAAUUCCUUUGACCUCUGCUGACCCUCCGGCGCUUUGGCGGCGAGGUUCACGCUGUCGAACAGGCGACUCUUUUCACACCGCCGCUCGCUCAGAAAUGGCUUUUUCAUUUGUGGACAAUCAGACGGCGGCGUGUGUGAAUGAGAGGGCGGAUUACAUAAGGCCGAGUUCCCGAGGUGAGAGGAGAACAGACGCAGACGAAGACGACACAAAGUCACGUCUUUAUCUGACGGCGGCGGCGACGGCGUUCUCAUUAAAUCUCCUCUCACUCUCAGACGAGGCCGUCACAAAAACAGGGCCGUCCCUAAACCGCCAUUAAGAUGUUAAUGAGAUUCUCAGUUCUCAUCAAGACAAUCAAACUCAUCAGGAAGUCCAGACCGGGUCCUGACCCCGUAAAAAAGGUCAAACGCCGUUUUUUUAAGGCGUCGCUGUGAAUUUAUUUACUCUAAAGAGGAAGUGAAGAGAUUUAAAGGGACAGUAACGCUCUUAAUGUGAAAGGACAGAGGACAGGAAACAGGCGCCACGGGGGGGCCUCAAACCAGGACCUGGUUUUGGGUCCACCCAGAUCACUCGGUCCCUCAACAUGAGGUCUCUUCUUCUUCUUCUCCUCUUUUAAUGUCCGUCCUCACAGGUUCACUCCGCACUCCUCGUCUCCUUCCUCCCUGUCCCCUUACUCCUCAUCUCCUUUUUCCUCCUCUCCUCAUUGUGUCUCCUCUCCUCCUUCUCUCUUUGUCUCCUCUCCUCCUCUCCUCAUUGUGUCUGCUCUCCUCCUUCUCUCUUUGUCUCCUCUCCUCCUCUCCUCAUUGUGUCUCCUCUCCUCCUUCUCUCUUUGUCUCCUCUCCUCCUCUCCUCCCCCUCCUCCUCCUGUGCUCCUCUGUUUCCUCUUAUUACUGUAAAAGGAGGUGAAAUCGUCCUCCUCUUGCUCCAGAGAGCUCAGUUUGUUGUCGUUCUCCUCCUCACAAAGUGAUAAAUAAAAACAUUAUCCCUCCUCCUCCUCCUCCUCCCUCUCCUCCUCACCUCCUCCUCCUCCUCCUCUCUGAUCUGGAUUAAAGACUCCUCAGUAAUAAAGAUUAGUGAUGAGCCGCUGGAGCGCUCUUCAUCGCUCUUUAAUACGUUUCUCGGCGGCGUCUCGGCGGACUCUUUAGCAACAUUUAAUUUUCCGACGCUCGCCGAGUCGUGACCGCAGGCGUCUGUUUGAUUUGAGAGCGGUAAUUACAGAGGAAGUCCCGCCCCCCUGGGUUUAUCGCUCUGAUGAUGAUGAUCAAUCGUUCAUAAUCGCAGGACUCCUCCGUGUUAAUCAAUCAAAGAUUUUACCCUCACAGUAGAAAUCAAACCUCAUCAUAGACAUUUAUAUCUCAGAUGUUACCUCACUGCUUAACGAGGAUCUGACGUCCAUCUUUGUCCUCUGAGAUCCUGAGAAGUUCAUGGAUUCAUGAGCAGAAGAUCAUUCAUGGACUCUGAAGAGAGGAGGAGGAGGAGGAGGAGGAGGAGGAGGAGAUCUAUAUCACUUUAUCAUCUGCAUAAACAUUAAACUUUGUAUUUGUAACAUCAGAAUAUGAAUCAGUGACAAUAACUAAUAAUAACAUCAGACUAACUUAUUUCACGUUCUCCAAAGUUGAAAAAGUAAGGACAAUAAAAGUCGAUCAAUAAUGUUUGUCUUAUUGAUCGACCUUAGUACUAUUAUUAGAAAUCAAUUUUAGGUCUUUUGGUCACAUGACAGUGAAGCUAUUGAAGGAAAACAGCCUUUUCUGAGAACAUCAACCGGUAAUUUAUUGACGGUCCCUUAUUCAACACCGACGUUGACAGUGAGGGUGUCGAGUAGAUUUAACCGCGCUGCUGUUGUUAUUCCCGGUUAUGGAGAGUGAGAAGACACCGGUAGAUCCUCAGAGAAUGUCCGUCAGAUAUCCAACCUAAAACUAACUUCACCGCUGUAUUUACAGGAAAAUAUAUACAACCUGAAACUAACUUCACCACCGUAUUUACAGGAAAAUAUAUCCAACCUGAAACUAACUUCACUGCCGUAUUUACAGGAAAAUAUAUCCAACCUGAAACUAACUUCACCGCCGUAUUUACAGGAGAAUAUAUCCAACCUGAAACUAACUUCACCGCCGUAUUUACAGGAGAAUAUAUCCAACCUGAAACUAACUUCACUGCCGUAUUUACAGGAAAAUAUAUCCAACCUGAAACUAACUUCACCGUCGUAUUUACAGGAGAAUAUAUCCAACCUGAAACUAACUUCACCGCCGUAUUUACAGGAGAAUAUAUCCAACCUGAAACUAACUUCACCGCCGUAUUUACAGGAGAAUAUAUCCAACCUGAAACUAACUUCACCGCCGUAUUUACAGGAGAAUAUAUCCAACCUGAAACUAACUUCACCGCCGUAUUUACAGGAAAAUAUAUCCAACCUGAAACUAACUUCACCGCCGUAUUUACAGGAAAAUAUAUCCAACCUGAAACUAACUUCACCGCCGUAUUUACAGGAAAAUAUAUCCAACCUAAAACUAACUUCACCGCCGUAUUUACAGGAAAAUAUAUCCAACCUAAAACUAACUUCACCGCCGUAUUUACAGGAAAAUAUAUCCAACCUGAAACUAACUUCACCGCCGUAUUUACAGGAAAAUAUAUCCAACCUAAAACUAACUUCACCGCCGUAUUUACAGGAAAAUAUAUCCAACCUGAAACUAACUUCACCGCUGUAUUUACAGGAAAAUAUAUCCAACCUGAAACUAACUUCACCGCCGUAUUUACAGGAGAAUAUAUCCAACCUGAAACUAACUUCACCGCCGUAUUUACAGGAGAAUAUAUCCAACCUGAAACUAACUUCACCGCCGUAUUUACAGGAAAAUAUAUCCAACCUGAAACUAACUUCACCGCCGUAUUUACAGGAAAAUAUAUCCAACCUGAAACUAACUUCACCGCCGUAUUUACAGGAAAAUAUAUCCAACCUAAAACUAACUUCACCGCCGUAUUUACAGGAAAAUAUAUCCAACCUAAAACUAACUUCACCGCCGUAUUUACAGGAAAAUAUAUCCAACCUGAAACUAACUUCACCGCCGUAUUUACAGGAAAAUAUAUCCAACCUGAAACUAACUUCACCGCCGUAUUUACAGGAAAAUAUAUCCAACCUGAAACUAACUUCACCGCCGUAUUUACAGGAAAAUAUAUCCAACCUGAAACUAACUUCACCGCCGUAUUUACAGCACAUGUCUAUUCUUAGUCUUAAUGCAAGUGUUGCAGCUUUUUUUUGGCUGAUUCCAAGUUUUUCUUUUUUUUAUUGAGUUGAAAAUGUUAGAAUCAUGUCUGAGAUUACAGGAUGUGACUUAAAUGACUAACAGGUUCUCAUCAGCGUGUCACAUGUUGUUCAUGAAGUGAUAAAUAAUAAAUAAAAGAGGACCUAAAAUGGACCCCUGUGGGACGACGUCACGUCGAAUAAAACAAACGGAUGAGAUGAACGUCUUUACCUGAUUAAAAAAGAUCAAAAACAGAGAAAAUGAUGAAUAUUUGAUUUAAUGAGUGUGAGAGCCUCUGCUCUAAUCUUCAUCAAUGAAACUAAAAACACGAUUAAACAGUCUGAGAGCGCAGACUCAUCAAACUCUGACUGUGGGAUCCAGACUUUCAAAAUAAAACAGAAAAAAACAAGAUUGAGCAGGUAUCAGAGACGAACUGAAACAGGUUUAUUGAUUAUCUCUGUCUGAUCUCUGACACAAAGACGGGGGCUUUUAUUUUGAAAGGUAAUCAACAGAAAUAAUGUCAUUGUUUCCUCUUUUAAACGGCCUUUGAACCUGCACACACACACACACACACACACACACACACACACACACACACACACACACACACUCCUCUCUCUCCUCUCUUUGAUCGCCCUCUCUGCUGUGUGACAGAGCGGCCCGUAAACGUCUUCAAUUAGGACGGGUUAUUGGCAUACAAAAGCUCUGCUGCUGAGUGUGUGUGUGUGUGUGUGUGUGUGUGUGUGUGUGUGUGUGUGUGUGGGGGGGGCUGUCAGAGGAGGGGGGUUAGAUGUGGGGGGGGGGGGGGCGCUGGUGUUUUGACAGGAUGAAUAGACGGAGGAGUGGAGGAGGCUGUGAGGAGCUUUUGUUCUGCUAACAGACGGACACUUUGGAGUAACAGGAGCUCCUUCACAUCCCCGCAAACACAAGGAGCUGCUUUUAUUAUCUCGUUAGAGACGAGAGGGAGCGGCCUCAGGAGGAGGAGGGGGAGGAGGAGGAGGAGGAGGAGGAGGAAGAGGGGGGGGGCAGGUUUGAAAGGCAGAGAGUCGGUCUGAUUAUGACGAUUUUUCUUCACAGAAGAUAAAAGUUUUUAUAUAUCAGUAAAAAUCUGAUGGAGAUUAAGAUGAAGUGGCGAGGCACUCAGUCCGUUUCCAUGACACUCGAAAUAAACAAAUAAUCGCCUUUUUACGAUUAAGACCGGAGUUUGAGAACUCCGAACUCUGAGGGACGAAGUUUAAAAGACAUUUAAGGUUAAAAUGAUCGGAAAUAAAACUGAUUUUUAUGGUUUUCAGAUGAUUUCAAACCAACGUUGUCCAACAGGUUAGUCACAUGACUCUGGAAUCGCCGCAUGGAAAGGACAGCUGGACUUAGUUGAGACGUUUCGCCUCGGGCGUUUACCAAGUAGGAAAAAGCUAAAUAGGAGACGGAAACAAGAUGGCUACAUUAACGGGAGUUAUUUUAGCACUUUAGCACGCCAUCUUGUUUUUGUUUUUUUUCCGACGUUGUAACUGAAACGCUGUGAACUCGGGUGUGACGUCAUUUUCAGUUCGGACUCCUGACUUCUGAGGAAACUCGAACGCUGCGUUAAAAUCCCGUAAACACGUCAGUCGGACUGAAACCACCGUCACUCAGCGUCAGACUGACACACCUGGAUCACGAGGUCGGGGUCCACAGAACGUGACUCUGGAUCUGUUUGAGGUCGACUUUAUUUAAAUCAGUUUCAUGGAUCAACAGGAAGAAGAAGAAGAAGAAGAUUUCAGGCGCCGUUUACGUUUCUUCAAACGUUGGUAUUUUGUUCUCGGCGUACUCUUCAGUCUGUGGCGUUUAAACGUUGGAGGUCAUGAGGUCAUGAGGUCAUGAGGAUGAAAAAGGACUGACAUCUGGUUCACACUGGAAGCGCCGCGCGCGGAACGGAAGCGCCGCGCACAGAGUUUCAGAUCGGCGCCCAUGUUAACCUAUGAGACUGUUCACACAGCACGCGCGCGGCGCUUCCGCGCGCGGAACGGCUCGAGCUCUGGAGCGCGGCUGCUCCGCUUCUCUCUAUUUUUGGCGCGAGCCGCGCGCGCCGAUGUAAAGCUUAACAGAGCAGAUCGGACCAGACAGGAAGUCAGGAAGGAGAUGCGAGAGAAUCCGGUCAAUUUUCAAAAUAAAGUAAAUUUCAAUAAAUUAGAAAAAGAUUGACGGUGUUGCUUGUCGGUCUAUUUUUUUACCGGUGAACACACACACACAAACACACACACACACACACACACACACACACACACACACACACACACACACACACACACACACACACACACACGGAGGGAGAGCUGCAGAGAUUCGGUGAUGUUAUUGAGACAAAGAGGGGGGGGGGACUUUAUUACGAUACAGUCAAUAGCCUCGAGCUAACAAGGCUAUACAUACAACGGAGUCAACAGACUCCCCAAUUUAUUCGUCGUUUACCCCUAUAUAAGAUUUUAAAACAAUACUUGAAGAUGCUGCCAAUAUUUAAUUCAUGUAUGACGAAAUAAAAACGUAAAUAAAUAUUGAUAAACCCAUUUUUAAAGCGCUCGUGAGUGUGGAAAACUGAGGGCAGACGGAAACGGCCGAGCACUGCCGGGCUCAGUCGAUGUCUGACCAGUGUGUCAGAGCGCAGCAGAAAGCGCUUUCUGUGUGAACAGCCAAGCGCGAGCCGGCGCUGCGCGCGCGCGCGGCGCUUCCUGUGUGAACCAGGCGUGAGGGGUGAGGUGAAGACCGGGGGGCCGUCUGUCCCGGUAAACGCUCACGCUUGUCUGUGUUUGUGGGCGGGGCCUCAGGAUUCAUGUCCUCACCGUUCAGCUGUUUUCAUUGGUCCACAUGUCCGUGUUCGUUCCCCUCUAAUUCACCUCCGCACAGACUCCUCAUCAUCGACCAGGAGGAAGAUCAGACACUCCUCCUCCUCCUCCUCCUCAUCAACCAGGAUGAAGAUCAGACACUCCUCCUCGUCUCCUGGGACUCCUCCUCUCCCUCCUCCUCCUCCUCCUCUUCCUCUCCCUCCUCCUCCUCUCCCUCCUCCUCCUCCUCCUCCUCUCCCUCCUCCUCCUCCUCUCCCUCCUCCUCCUCUCCCUCCUCCUCCUCCUCCUCUCCCUCCUCUCCCUCCUCCUCCUCUCCCUCCUCCUCCUCCUCCUCCUCCUCUCUCUCCUCCUCCUCCUCUCCCUCCUCCUCCUCUUCCUCCUCCUCCUCUCCCUCCUCCUCCUCCUCCUCCUCCUCCUCCUCCUCUCCCUCCUCUCCCUCCUCCUCCUCCUCUCCCUCCUCCUCUCCCUCCUCCUCCUCUCCCUCCUCUCCUCCUCCUCCUCCUCCUCCUCCUCCUCCUCUCCCUCCUCCUCCUCCUCCUCUCUCCUCCUCUCUCCUCCUCCUCCUCCUCCUCCUCCUCUCUCUCCUCCUCCUCCUCUCCCUCUCCUCCUCUCCCUCCUCCUCCUCCUCCUCUCCCUCCUCCUCCCUCCUCCUCCUCCUCCUCCUCCUCCUCUCCCUCCUCCUCCUCCUCCUCCUCCUCCUCCUCCUCUCUCCUCCUCUCCCUCCUCCUCCUCCUCUCCCUCCUCCUCUCCCUCCUCCUCCUCUCCCUCCUCUCCCUCCUCCUCCUCUUCCUCCUCCUCCUCUCCCUCCUCCUCUCCCUCGUCCUCCUCCUCUCCCUCCUCUCCCUCCUCCUCCUCCUCUCCCUCCUCUCCCUCCUCCUCCUCCUCCUCCUCCUCCUCCUCCUCCUCCUCCUCUCUUCUUCCUCACACAGGAGGUGAACGUCCAUCAUAACACCAGGAGAUUUAACUCACCGCCAUCCUGCCGUUCAGGGAGCGCCUCUGCUUCUUUGACACAUUAUUACCCAUGAUGCUUUGUGCCUGUUCCACUUGACGUGGGGCGAGGGUGACCCGGGUGUGUUCAGGAGUUUGAGGGACGGGAAGAGCAAAGAGAAACGGAAGAAAAAGAAAGUACAGACAGAAAUAAACCACAGGAAGACAGCUGGGCUUUUAUUUUGAAAGGUUCAUCUGCAGCGAACACAGUCGUCUAAUAAACCAGGAAACCUGCAGAGGAGACGACACCUUCAGGUCGUCUCUGUGAGGUCAAAAUACUCCUGAAGGUCACAGAAACCUUCACACCGGAAAACUGACGGACUCACAGAGAGAGUGGAUUUUACAGGCACAUUCUACAUUCAACAGCUCUAUGUUAACAGACAGAUUCUACAUUCAACAGCUCUAUGUUAACAGACAGAUUCUACAUUCACAGCUCUAUGUUAACAGACAGAUUCUACACUCACAGCUCUAUGUUUACAGACAGAUUCUACACUCACAGCUCUAUGUUAACACAGAUUCUACAUUAAACAGCUCUAUGUUUACAGACAGAUUCUACACUCACAGCUCUAUAUUCACAGACAGAUUCUACACUCACAGCUCUAUGUUUACAGACAGAUUCUACACUCACAGCUCUAUAUUCACAGUCAGAUUCUACACUCACAGCUCUAUGUUAACAGACAGAUUCUACACUCACAGCUCUAUGAUUUUAAACAGAUUCUACACUCACAGCUCUAUAUUCACAGACAGAUUCUACACUCAAAGCUCUAUGAUUUUAAACAGAUUCUACACUCACAGCUCUAUGUUUACAGACAGAUUCUACACUCACAGCUCUAUGUUUACAGACAGAUUCUACACUCACAGCUCUAUGAUUUUAAACAGAUUCUACACUCACAGCUCUAUGUUAACAGACAGAUUCUACACUCACAGCUCUAUGAUUUUAAACAGAUUCUACACUCACAGCUCUAUGUUUACAGACAGAUUCUACACUCACAGCUCUAUAUUCACAGACAGAUUCUACACUCACAGCUCUAUGUUAACAGACAGAUUCUACACUCACAGCUCUAUGAUUUUAAACAGAUUCUACACUCACAGCUCUAUGUUAACAGACAGAUUCUACAUUCAACAGCUCUAUGAUUUUAAACAGAUUCUACAUUCACAGCUCUAUAAUUAUAGAGAUUCUACAUUCAACAGCUCUAUGAUUUUAAACAGAUUCUACAUUCACAGCUCUAUGAUUUUAAACAGAUUCUACACUCACAGCUCUAUGAUUUUAAACAGAUUCUACAUUCACAGCUCUAUGAUUUUAAACAGAUUCUACACUCACAGCUCUAUAUUCACAGACAGAUUCUACAUUCACAGCUCUAUGUUUACAGACAGAUUCUAUACUCACAGCUCUAUGAUUUUAAACAGAUUCUACACUCACAGCUCUAUAUUCACAGACAGAUUCUACACUCACAGCUCUAUGUUAACAGACAGAUUCUACAUUCACAGCUCUAUGAUUUUAAACAGAUUCUACACUCACAGCUCUAUGUUUACAGACAGAUUCUACACUCACAGCUCUAUGUUAACAGACAGAUUCUACAUUCAAAGCUCUAUGAUUUUAAACAGAUUCUACACUCACAGCUCUAUGUUAACAGACAGAUUCUACACUCACAGCUCUAUGAUUUUAAACAGAUUCUACACUCACAGCUCUAUGUUAACAGACAGAUUCUACACUCACAGCUCUAUGUUUACAGACAGAUUCUACACUCACAGCUCUAUAUUCACAGACAGAUUCUACACUCACAGCUCUAUGUUUACAGACAGAUUCUACACUCACAGCUCUAUGUUAACAGACAGAUUCUACACUCACAGCUCUAUGAUUUUAAACAGAUUCUACACUCACAGCUCUAUGUUUACAGCUCUAUGUUUACAGACAGAUUCUACACUCACAGCUCUAUAUUCACAGACAGAUUCUACACUCACAGCUCUAUAUUCACAGUCAGAAUCUACACUCACAGCUCUAUGUUGAUCCUGUCCCCGUUUCUGUCUCAGGUCUGUUGUUUUUUCUGACCUCUGUGGAGGACACACACGGAUGUUUUCCUGUUUUCUGUCGUCCUCUCCCGCCCCUGAGAUCGUCCCUGACCUCCACAGUCCCGUCACGGGGGGGUGGGUGGUGUUGUUCGGAGCCUGUUUUCGGCCUCCACCCCCCUCAGGUUCCUCCUCCAUACCCAGGUUGUGGUGGAUUUCCUGCUGCAGCAGAAAUCACAGAGGACUCCGAGUUGAAGACGGGAAACAAUGAGCGGCGCCGUGGUGAAGAUGAAACAGAUUUGUUGAUGCGGAGAAUAAAAGAAUAAAUCAGAUUUCGCUCAUUAACGCGCCGAGAGCGGACCUCUCCAAUCUGCUGCGUGACAGGAUGAGGCAGAAGAAAGGUGUCAGGUGUGCUGAUGAAAGCGCCGCGUCUCUCUGAAGUGGGUUUUAGCGAGCCUCUGAGACCUCAAACGGGCUUUUUAGGGACUUAAUGGAUUCGUUGGAUUUUAAACUUUAGCGCUCCUUCAGGGAGGUUCACUGCGAGUCUUAUAUAAUGAAACAAUUAGAGUUAGCGCUGAAUUAUCUUCAUUAAUGCAGAACAUGCUCCUCCUGUGUACAGACGCCGUGAUUUCAUGUUCUCAGCAGGGAUUUACUCCGACCAUGUUUACUCCAACACUUCAUCCUCUUUGUUUUUUCUUCUAUGUUUACUUUUUAAUCGUCUUCAGUGGUUUCUGUGUCUCUGUCCUCUGAGUUUGAACAAAAAUAAAGGUUUUUAAACCAAAUACUGAAUAAAAUCAUAUUUAAAUAUAAUUAUUCUGUUUUAGAAAGAGAGAAAUCUAAAGAGCCGCUCUGCGAAAGGACGGCACAGACGAGUCAUGUUGUUGUUUGUUAUUGUUUACUUUGUUAUUUUGUUUGUUUACUUUGUUUAUGAUGUUUCUUUGUUAUUGUUUGUUUAUGAUGUUGGUUUUGUUUGUUUUUUGUUUGUUUAUGUUGGUAUUUUUGUUCAUUUUUAUUAUUGUGUUCUUUGUUUAUUAUCGUUUGUUCACUCUGUUGUUUGUUAUUGUUUACUUUGUUAUUUUGUUUGUUUACUCUGUUGUUGUUUGUUGACUUUGUUGUUGUUUUGUUUGUGUUUGUUUCAGAGCGAGGAGGACGACAGCACCAGUGUGGCGGCUUCUUCUGUCAUGGUGAGUUAAAGACAAAAACUCAAUAUGGAGUCAGAAGCUCCUGCUCUGUGCGUGCGCGUGUGUGUGUGUAUUAGUGUGUGUGUAUGUGCGUGUGCGUGCGUGUGUGUGUGUGUGUGUGUAUGUGCGUGUGCGUACGUGUGUGUGUGUGUAUUAGUGUGUGUGUGUGUGUGUGUGUGUAUUAGUGUGUGUGUGUGUAUGUGCGUGUGCGUGUGUGUGUGCGUGCGUGUGUGUGUGCGCACCGCCCCGUCCUGCAGCCCGUGUGUUUCCUGAACAGCAGCGAGCCGUCAGCGAGUUCACACACUGUGUAUAAACAGAUCCUCCCCCUUCAUGCUGUUCCCAUGGCGAUAGCCCAUAAUAACUGCAUCCCCCCUCCUGAUUGGCUGUCACGCCUCCCACUGACCGCUCUCUGACUGGAACCAGCAGGAUGAACUGGUCUGAGAGGAUUCAGGUGGUUCCAGGUGAGCCGUGAGGACGAGACGACAGGAAGGUGAUCUGAGAGCAGCAGGAGGACUUCCUGUUGGUCCUGAAGACACGGACAGAGGACACUGAGGACAGGAGAGGACACUUAGGACAGGAGGGGACACUGAGGACAGGGGGGACACUGAGGACAGGAGGGGACACUGAGGACAGAGGAGACACUGAGGAUAGGAGGACACACUGAGGACGGGAGGGGACACUGAGGACAGGAGAGGACACUGAGGACAGAGGGGACACUGAGGACAGGGGGGGACACUGAGGACAGAGGACACUGAGGACAGGAGGGGACACUUAGGACAGGAGAGGACACUGAGGGCAGGAGGGGACACUGAGGACAGAGGACACUGAGGACAGGAGGAGACACUGAGGACAGGAGGGGACACUGAGGACGGGGGGGACACUGAGGACAGAGGACAGUGAGGACAGGAGGAGACACUGAGGACAGGAGGGGACACUGAGGACAGGGGGGACACUGAGGACAGGAGGGGACACUGAGGAUGGAGGGGACACUGAGGACAGGAGGGGACAAUGAGGACAGAGGACACUGAGGACAGAGGGGGACACUUAGGACAGGAGGAGACACUGAGGAUGGAGGGGACACUGAGGACAGGGGGGACACUGAGGACAGGAGGGGACACUGAGGAUGGAGGGGACACUGAGGACAGGAGGGGACAAUGAGGACAGAGGACACUGAGGACAGGAGGGGACACUGAGGACAGGAGGGGACACUGAGGAUGGAGGGGACACUGAGGACAGGAGGGGACACUGAGGACAGAGGACACUGAGGACAGGAGGGGACACUGAGGACAGGAGAGGACACUGAGGACAGGAGGGGACACUGAGGACAGAGGACACUGAGGACAGGAGGGGACACUGAGGACAGGAGAGGACACUGAGGACAGAGGACACUGAGGACAGGAGGGGACACUGAGGACAGAGGACACUGAGGACAGGAGGGGACACUGAGGACAGGGGGAGACACUGAGGACACUGAGGAUAGGAGAGGACACUGAGGACAGAGGACACCGAGGAUGGAGGACAGGAGGACACUUAACGCCUCUAAAGACUUGACUGAGUCUCAGACCCUCUGAGUGGGUCGGCCUCUCACAAAAACCUGGUCUGGUUUUUCAGGAUCCUUCAUUAGACUCUGAUUUCACAACUUCACCAACAACAGAAGACCCCGCUGUCCACAGGGGGCGCCAAAAUGACCAAAAACUGAAAGAUCCGACAAGACCGAUAAAAACAUCCAAAUCCAGCAGAUCUGGUUUAGAGACGAAAACUGUUUGAACUUUGACCUUUUCCAGCUGAUCUUUAAACGAUGAUAAAUUGACUCCGCCCCCCCACAGUCGCUGUUCCACCGGGUCCAGCUGGACCCUCUGGAGAAGGACUGGUUAAAGAGCUCAGCGCUGGGAAACAUGGCCGCCAUGAGCCACCUGCUCGCCCAGGAGCCCAACCUGGUCAUGAAGAAGGUACAGAACCCGACUUCAUGGUUUUUAUCUGCUGUUAUUUAAGUUAAUUAACGCCGUCGAGGUCGUUAACGUCCUCGUUAACUGACUGAGGACGGUCAUGUGACUGUUGUGUCUCUGUUUCUGCUCCGCCUCCAUCAGGACUUCGUCACGGUGAGUUCAGAGGUUCCUGUUCUGGUGUUUGUGUAGUUCCAGUCUGAGGAGUUCUGGAUCGGUUCUGGAGGAGGUUCUGUUGAUGAAACCUGUCUCAGGUUUAUUAAUGGAUCCCAGAGUCACUCCUUUAAAUCAGCUGACUCUGAUUCCUGCAUGUGUUCGAUCCAACAUGGCAGCGGCGGCGGCGCUCAGAUUAACCUGGUCGUCUCCAGUUUAAUCAGCAGCUCGUGGUUAAAUCCGUCCUCGGCGGGCGGGCGGGCGGACGCUCUCGGCUCGCAGAAACACGAUGGACGUGUGAGAGAGCGAGGGUCAGAGGAAACAAUCGGAUUAAGACGAGGAAACGUUCAAAGAGCCGCAAACAAACGAGGAGGUAAUCGUCUUAGACCUGAACGAGGGGGCGGGGUUAAAGGAUCCUAUUAGUGUGGACCGGGGGGGGGCGGAUCAACUCUGAUUGGACAGUUUUAAUUCAGCGCUGUGAUCAGGACGGACUGAACCCUGCAGAGACACCAUCACAGAUCUAGAGUUUGAUCUAUGUUAGUAUUUCUAUACCAGUAAUCUGACAGAUUUAUGACGACGGCGUCCUGAGAACGAGACUCUUUAUGUGAGGACGUUUCACAGCCAAUCAGAGGCGAAGGAGGCGGGACCUUCCCCUACCAUCCUCCAAAAAAAUAUCACGUCCAGGCCCCUGUUCUACGAAGCAGGAUUACUGCUUAGCGAGGCGAGUCUCCAUGGCAACGUGCGCUGAACGGCUAACCUGCUCCGGGGCAGGUUAGGUUCCAGAUUGAACUCACCGAGUAUAAAACCCCGCCCACUGACCAAUGAGCUCUCUCGAAAAACGGCUUGUCCGUUCUCGGAGGAUCCUGUAGACCUCGGUGCUCGCAUUGUCCGAGGAGGAGCACUCCGGCUCGCGAGAGUUUUCAGGGAGAGUUUUCUCCGGAUGACCACCUUUAUGAAUAGAAUAGAAUAGAAUAGAAUAUUCCUUUAUUGAUCCCCCAUGGGGGAAAUUUUUUUGUCACAGCAGCAUCACAGACAAGACAAAAAGUGCAAAAAUGCAGUUAUAACAAUAAGGGUCCUAAUAUUAAGAACUUAAAUAAAUGUAAUAAUUAAAAAAAAAAUUAGAAAAGGGAGAAGAAAAAAUAAAGCUUUCUACAAUAUACACAAUUUAAAUGCCAUAAAAAAAAAAAAAAAAGGUAAAAAAGGUAAAAAAGGUUAUGAAAGGCUCAUAUAGCCGACAUAUUACACAAAAACAUGUAAACACGAUAGGAAUGAACACAUGAAUGAUUCAUCUUGGGAAUGAAUGGGCAUGAGCUGAUCACAGACAACAUCUCGGUACUAUUUAGUAGCAGCACACGCCCCUUAUAAUAACCCGGUAAAUACUGUUGUUCAGGACUGCUUACUUGUGCUUCCUACCUACUGUAAUAACCGUUGUUUUAGCCCACAUGCAACAUUUUUGUUCUCAUUCAUGAAACGCUUAAAUCAGGGACAUUUUCGGGGACAGCUUUAGCCGGGGACAGAUCAUCCAAUUCGGGGACUGUCACCUUAGUUAAAAGCGCAUGUUGAACAGCGCUAUUUCAGGGUGAUAAUGGCAUCAAAGAUUAAUUUUCUGACAGCGUUCCCUCCGUGCUUUUGCAGCGGCGACGGUGUUUCUUUUGAGGUUUAUGAUAGAUUUGAAUUCAUGAUACUUUCUCAUGAUCGUCUCCUGUUCCUCGUUUGUAAAGUCUGCGGUCCUUCGCUCUCCGUCCUGCUCUGACGCUCCAGACUGAUCCAUGUUCACGAUUGGUCAGAUGCGGCGGGCUCCGCCUUACAUGCGUGCACGCGCUCAUAGCAAAGCUGGAUCAACUUACGAGGUUGAUAACCAGCGUCGUAAAACCGCUCAGCGAGACCGCUGGCUACCGCGCUAAGUUGAGUGAGGAAGCUCCAAGGCUACCUCGCUAGGUUGAAACUGCUUCGUAGAACAGGCCCCUGGACCACAGAAGGUUAACCCCGACGUCGGCCUCAUUUCUUCUGUUCUUCUACAGCAGCUUGAAAAAAUAUAUUUUCUUCUUCCGCUGCAGAAAGUAGUCCCAAAACAAACAAACAAACAAACAAACAAACAAACAAACAAACAAACAAACAAACAGACAAACAGACAAAGUAAAGCGCCGAACAAGCGUAACGUUAUUUUCUCUGUUCUUCCACCAGAGAAAGUAGUCCCUCAGAACUCCGCCCCUCUACCACAGAAGAAAACACCCAGCAGAGCCACAGAACACCCCCAGAAUGUAACGAUAUCCCCCUCCUCCAGAGAAAGUAGUCCCUCAAUAGUGCAUUACUGUGUUCUUCCUCCAGAGAAAGUAGUCCCUCCAGACAGAGUUGGUUUUUAGUCGAUCCGUUUAAUCAGAUUAUGGUCCUGAUAAUAACCGAGUCCACCUGAACCCGGCUCAGUCGGAGAGGUCACCUCAGAUCAGGUGAACCAGGUCAGGUAAAUUUAGACACCUGUCCGGGUCAGACUGAUCACUGUAACAAUAGAACAGACGAGCAGCUGAGACCAGUUUAGAACCGGGUCACAGAGCAGAAUAACAGGACAGCCUCUGAAGGGGGGUAGGUUUUCCAGGACCGGAUCUGGAGACAGAAGGACAGAGGAGCUACUUUAGACCAGAUUACCACCUCAGUGAUCAGCUGAUGGAGAACCGGUAUCACUGCUCUGGACCGCAGCGCGCCGUAAAGGAACUACUUUUUUACUGACAACCUGAGAGGAGGAACACAGAGGUCAGAGGUCAGGAGGUCAGAGAAGUUCAGAGACUGAGAACGUGGAGAAGUUCCUCCAGCUGAACCGUUAGAACCACAACCUCUCAGAACCUUUAAGAACCUCUCAGAACCUUUAGAACCUCUCAGAACCUCUCAGAACCUUUAAAAACCUCUCAGAACCUCUCAGAACCUUUAGAACCUCUCAGAACCUCUCAGAACCUCUCAGAACCUUUGACCCGGUUGUUUCUUUACUUUAAUUCAUCCAGAUCCAUCAUCAGAGGGUCCCGGUUUUUCAUGUUGGUCGUAGACUCUGAAUGGACCCUCAGGAGGUUCUGACCUGUCCGGUAUCGUCCCGCUUGUGUUUGCUCUGAUACCUGAUCUAGAAUGGUUCUGAUGGAGUUCUGAUCCGGUGUCUCUCUCUCUCUCUCUCUCUCUCUGAUGACCUGCUGUGAACCCGUCCAACACAAAGGGGGUAAGUCACACACACACACACACACACACACACACACAUAUAAACACACACUCCUCACCUCCGUCUCUCAGUCUGCACCGUCUGAUCGGCUCCAUGUUCGGAUGUUUGAGGCUCUCUGAAGUGUGUUUAUGUGUGCGUGUGUGUGUGUGUGUGUGUGUGUGUGUGGGGGGGGGGGGUCGACUAACUAACCGCCUAAUAAAAGAAAACAAAUAUUACAGAGACUAAAGAGGAAACAAACAGAGAGAGUCUGAAAAAUAUCAGGGAGGAAAAAUCAAACGAAUGAGACACAGAACAGAAAAAGAUUCAAAGACCUGAAAAAGAGAGAGAGAGAGAGAGAGAGGGAGAGAGAGGGAGAGAGAGAGAGAGAGAGAGAGAGCACGAAAACUGUGACCCCAGGUGACCUCAGGUGACCUUAAAGAUCCACUAAACCAACAAUCUAAAGACAAAGAGGCAGAAACGGACCGAAGGACGGACAGAGAGCAGAAGUCCUGAUCUGAGGAGGUCUCCGUGUUCAUCGUCCGUGUUCGUCUUUGUGUCUCUCUGUGUUCAGUCACAUCUCUGUACCCUCAGGCCCAUCGUCUGUGAUUUAUCAGCUGGACGCUGCAGCGGGAUGUAAGAUUCACGCUCAUUACAGAGCGGCGCCACGGUCGGCGGCUCAGACUACAGGGACGUGUAAUGACGGUGUAAUUACACGCUAAUUAAUAUUUGAGCAAACAGCCGGCCUGGAGGGACGCCGCUCGCCUCCUCAGCAGAUAGGAGGGACUGAUUCGAUCACAAUCAGCUACAAGAUCUCAAACUCACUCCGAGUCCAGCGUCUCCACGCCGUCCUCCUGUUUUUCUAGAAGACCAGAUUUCACAGUUCGGCGGUGAGGAGGGAAACGAAAGACAAAAACGAGCACAGGGAGACACGGACACGCCAAAAAGAGACAGAGGAGACAACAAAGAGUCAGAGACGAUCAAAGAGACACAAAGACUCAGAAAAGACACGAGCAGACGCUGGACAGACACAGGAGCAGCGUCAGGAGACAAAAAAAGGACACAGAGGGACAUCAAAUAACGAAAGAGUGACCAAAAUCAACAAAACCGGAGAAAAAGAAAGAACAAGUGUGACGAGAAUCACCAGGAACGGCUCUGACCCAAACCAGAGUCCAGAAGAACAGGAGGUUCUGAAGAGAGGAGAGACAGACGGAGGAGAAGAAUCUGGAACAAAGGUCAAAACACAGGAGAGAAGGACACAGGUGAGGUAAUGAGGGAGGAGCAGAAACACGAGGGGCGGGGCUAAAAGGACAGAGACAGAGGCGAGUAAAAUCACGGAAAAGGGAAUAACUAACAAAAUAAAAAUAACCAAAAAAAACACACAGGAGCGAGAUCAGGGACAAAAAAACAAAACAAAGUAACAAAAGAAGGAAAUUAACAACAAUGAACACGGACAAGACGACGACAUAGAGACAUAGAGUUACCACAAAGACACAUAGAGUUACUACAAAGACACAUAGAGUUACUACAGAGACACAUAGAGUUACCACAAAGACACAUAGAGUUACUACAAAGACACAUAGAGUUACUACAGAGACACAUAGAGUUACCACAAAGACACAUAGAGUUACUACAAAGACACAUAGAGUUACUACAGAGACACAUAGAGUUACUACAAAGAUACAUAGAGUUACUACAAAGACACAGAGUUACCACAAAGACACAUAGUUACUACAAAGACACAUAGAGUUACCACAAAGACACAUAGAGUUACUACAAAGACACAGAGUUACCACAAAGACACAUAGAGUUACCACAAAGACACAAAGUUACUACAGAGACACAUAGAGUUACUACAAAGACACAUAGAGUUACCACAAAGACACAUAGAGUUACUACAAAGACACAUAGAGUUACUACGUUGACACGUCGGUCGGGACAGACCUGUCUUUGAUCUCAGCUUGAGUCUGGUCGUCUCUCUGAUAGGAGGGAUCAGACUGUUUGUUUGAGGUUUGGGAACUUCGUCCACUGUUGGAUGAUGAUGACUCUCCUCCUUUAGACGGCUCAGUCCAUCACAGUGUUCAUCUGGACUCUGGUUCAGAUUAUAAAUGUCUGAUCCUACAGCAGCAGAACUUCAGCUGGGUCUCCUCUGGUCCAGCAGAUGUUCUCCAGACUCGGUCUAGAGUCCAGACCCACGAACAGAGAGACCUUCAGAGGAGCCCAGUCUUUGAAAGUCCUCCUCACUGAAGCUCAGGAGCUGCUGAAGGACCCCUCCUCCAUAUGGCCUCUCCUGACGCGCCUCCUCCUCCUUCUCCUCCUCCCCCCGGUGGACAGAUGCAGGAUGACGUCAUCAGUCGUCUCACUCGUGUUUCUCUCCUUUUUAAAAUGGAGGACGUGACAUUCUCGCCUGUUUGAUGUCAGAGCUCCGCCUUCAGACUCUCCGCCGUCACUCCUCAGACACCGCCAGGCCGACAGACGCCCGGCACACCCAGAUCCACUGCUGCUGAGCAGUUUGCCGUUUGUGCCGGGUCACUGAUGGCGCCUCCCUCCCCCGUCUCCUCCCUCUGGUCUCUGUUACAGGACGAUUUGGCUGGUUAAUGGAGGAGGGAGCGUCCCGCCGAGGUGGACAGGUGUCCGUCAUGUUAGCUAACGUGUGAAAGUGGAACCUGCAGAGACCCGUGAUCCAGGUCCAGAGUCUGUGCUGUUAGCUUAAAAACCCAGUAACAGGUGCUGGUUCCAGAACUUUGACUGCUGACCUUAGACCAGACGGUCGGACGGGGAUGAAGGAGGGAUGAGACCAGGACCAGGAUGAGGAGAAUGAGAACUGGUUUUCUGUUUGGAGGUUUCCUUCGAUGAUAUCAGAACAAAGAUCAGAACCAGAACCAGGACCAGAAUUCUUUUUAUUGUCAUUAUCCAGAAGGAGCAACGAGACAGGAGAGCUUCUGCAUGUUCAGGGCAGGAGAUACAAGAAAAGAAACAGAGACUGAAUAAAAGUACAGAAAUAUUUGUAAGAAAUAACAAUAUAUAAAUAAUAAUAAGAAUUAUUAUUAUUAUUAUGAUAAUAAUAAUAAUAAUAAUUAUUAUUAUCAUAAUAAUAAUAAUAAUAAUAAUAAUAAUGAUAAUAAAAAUUACAGACUAUAAACAAGAUAAAAUCCUCUCGACAGUGAAAAAUGAAACAUUUAUACAAGAAUAAGAAUGAAGAUGAAUUUGAAUAAUAACAUUUAUAAAUUUAAAUAAAUAUAUAAUUCUUAUAUAUAAUAAUAAUGAGGUAGGAUUCACAGAGCAGCAGUGCUAAUAUGUUGCUCUGUUAUAUUGAAAAAGACUCAGAAUGAAAUUUCUCUGAGAGGUCCAAGAGAAGGUUCUGCAGAACCUCCUAAAAUAAAGAAAAUACAGAAUCAGAACCGAGCAGAACCGCCGUCCUCUGACAGAAUCGAAACUGUGAGCAGAGCGUCUCUCACAGCUCCUAAUACCUCUACUGUCAGUGUGUGUGUGUGUGUGUGUGUGUGUGUGUGUGUGUGUGUGUGUGUGUGUGUGCGUGUGCGCGGCUCAGCUGGACUCUCUGAGUGUCGGAAAGGUCCGGUGAGCGAGGCGGGGUUCUGUUAGCACCUGCUAAUGAAAACUGCUGAAUGAGGCGCGUCAUUGGUCAGACCAGCAGAGAUCGGCGCUCGCUCUCAGCAGUUAGUCCAGUUUACAGGGACCACACCAGGGUUGGGGGGGGGGGACGAAGUCCAGGUCUGACCUGGAGGACCCAGACCAAAACCGAUCAGUGACAGUUUUUAUUUUUACACGUCUGUUAAAUCAGGAAAUGUCCGCAGAAAAGCAGCAGAAAAACGCACCAAUGAGGAGCUCCGAGGUUAAAGGGACAUUUCACUCAGUCCGUUUCCAUGACAAUCGAGAAAACCGAAUUAUCGCCUUAUUCCGAUGAAGACCGAAUAACUGAAGGUCAUGUAAACACCUUAGUCCGACUAUAAUCAGAGUUUGAGAACUCUGAUUAAGAGUGGGGUCAGAAACAGCGCCGCUGAAAAGACCCAUAUCGCCCCCUAGUGUUGGGGAGGAGGACACCGUUAUGAUCUUAGUCAGAUUAAACUGUGGCUGUGAACGCUCGGAGUGUUUGUGGGGUCAGGUCUUAAAGAACUUCGUCUCAUCAGUGUUUGAGUCUCAGAGGACGUGGGUCAGAUCAGCUCCUUUAAUGAGAAACUGCAGAGAGGGACGGUCUCCACAGAGCUCGACCACAGGCUCUGACCAGGGUUCAGGUCCAUGAGCAGACUCACCUGUUAACUGCAGAGACAGACCCGGGUCGGGGUUUUUCAGGCUCUCUUUUGGUGACCAUGGUCUGUGGACUGAGGAGGACGGGGGUGGGGACACAUUCAUACACUACCAUGAGACCAGGGUCUGAUCCUGAGAGUACCAGCUGACUGUAGACUGUAGACGGUGAAGUGUGUGUGUGUCUCUAACAGCUCUGUGUCCGUCCUCUCCUGCUCUCGGAAACUUCUGGAAACAUGUUCAGUUUGUAAGUUCACUCUGUGUUUGUAGAGCCGAUGUUAAAGUGCUGUCAGUGUGUUAGCGUUAGCAUCUGUGUGGGUCACCAGAAGUACGUGUUUACAGAGAGAGAGAAGGUUCCUGAAGGUUCCUCACCAUGGACGGAGGUCCUCAGUCUGAUAACAGAAGCUCCACAGGCUUCAGUAAGACCGAGGAGAGAGACUCUAACAGAGGAGAGACUCUAACAGAGGAGAGACUCUAACAGAGGAGAGACUCUAACAGAGGAGAGAGCGGAGGAUUAGUGAGAAAAAACAAGUUUAAAUACAAUUAAAUAACAACAACAAUGAAAUACUGUAAACAGAGAGGGCCUGACUGAGUAUUAUUAUUAUUAUUAUUAUUAUUAUUAUUAUUAUUAUUAUUAUUCAAUUAAAAGUCAAACAAUAAUAAUUAUAAUAACAACAAUUUAUCGUUUAAUUAUUAAUAAUGAAUUUUAUAAUAAAUAAAAAACAAAAAAUAAGAACAAUAAUAAUAAUAAUUAAUUAUAUUUUUCUAAUAGUUAUAAUAAUAUUAAUUAUUAUUAUUAUUUUUAUUAUUAUUUAUAUCAUAAUUUUUAUUUGUGUUAUCAUUGUUAUAAAUUAUUGUUAUUAUUUUAUUAUCAUAAUUAUUAUUAUUAUUAUUAUUAUAUCAUAAUUUUCCUCAGUCUCACGUUUCUGUUGAUCUGUUUUUCAAAAUUUCUCACUUUUAUUAAAAUUUUCCGGAGUCUUAUUUUAACCUUCUCUCUCAGAGUUGACAGGAAGUGUUUUACCGCCAAAACAAGAGCGCAGCUUGUCUCCAUUUUAGAGGUCCUAAUUAAACAGGAGGAGAGUUUGGUGUUAAUGACACGGUCACAGUGAUGGAGACGGAGUGAAGCUCGUUAAAAACAGACAUCAGUGUGAACAGUGGAGAUGGGACCAGCGUCCUUGACCGGGGCUCUAUAGCAGAGAACUCACUGAAGCUCUUCUCAUUAUUAUUAUUAUUAUUCUUAUUAUUAUCAUUAUUAUUAUUAUUAUUAUUAUUAUCAUUAUUAUUAUUAUUAUUAUUAUUAUUAUCAUUAUUAUUACGAGUGUCUCUGCAGCUCACAGACUCAUCUGUUUAAUGAAGCAUGAAUCCAAAAGUCUGUGAAUCUGCUCUCACACUUCAGGAUCAAUAUCUGUGUCUGCAGGGAGAGGCUGGAGCUUCACAGGCGUAUUCAGGACACUGUGGGUUAAAAAUAAAGAAGAGACGAAGAGAGAGGAUGUUUCCAGAAAUAAAACAGACCAGAUUCUCAGAUUAAUGAAGAAAUCUAAGAAUGAAACUCUUCAGACUGAGAAAUAAACCAAAGACAGGAGGGAGAAGAAACCGUCCCUUUAAAUAAAAACACAACUUAUAAUAUCUGAUCAAUAAUCAAACAUAUUUCAGGAGAUUCAUGGUGUUAAUCUCAGAGAAUAUUCACUUUAUAAUUUUCUGUUUUUAUAUUUGAUCUGAGAUUUUAAAUGAAUAAAGAAGAUAACAUGAUGAGUGUGUGUGUGUGUGUGUGUGUGUGUUCAGACAGCACUUCACUGGGCAGCCAAGCAGGGCCGUCAGGACGCCGUGGACAUGAUGCUUCGCUCUGGAGCCGACGUCAACGCCAGAUCGGUGAGUGUGAUAUUUCCACAGCAUAAAUCAGAAGAGUGUGUGUGUGUGUGUGUGUGUGUGUGUGUGUGUGUGUUAGAACCUGUCAUGCACUUUAAUAGCAGCAGUCGGACCUCUGCUGCAUAAACAAUCUCAGAAACGUCUCGUCCUGUCUUCUUGUCUUCAGGUUCUGCAUGAAAAUCAGCCUUUAAAGGAGCAGUCCGCUGUUUUUACGGGACUCUCCUCACACCUCUGUCAGAGCCUCUUAGAACGAAGUCUUUUAAUAACAGGAAAAUAAACACCAGAGUUAGAUUAGUCCUGACCCUUCAAAAUAAAAGUCUUCAAUCAUUUCAUGUAAAUUUAGACUCUCGACUGAAAACUGAUUCUUAUGUCUGUGUUUUUCUGUUUGUGAAUCUGAGGUCCACUGUGUUGUCAUGGUGAUGACAUGUUACUGUACGUCCGAGUCCGACAUGGUGACCCCCACACACCCCCCAGCCCCCCACGGUCUGGAUUAGUGGUUUAGACGUCUCAUUUAGGUCCUCGAUUGGUUUCUGUGUCAGUGUCACAGUGAAUAAAACUGGAGUGAAAACACACACAAACGCACACACACACACACACACACACACUCAGGGCGCCCUGUGUGUGUGUGUGUGUGUGUGUGUGUGUGUGUUUCUUAAUGGUUUCUGGAGAAUUCAAUUUAGCGUCUCGGAGUGUUGCUCUCCUCCUCCUCCUCUUCCUCCUCCUCCUCCUCCUCCUCCUCCUCCUCCUCCUCCUCUCAGGAGAUAACGCUCAGACCUCAGCAGAGCCAAUCAGAGCAGACUCUUCUCUGAUUGGCUCCAUAAUCACAGAAUUAACUUCUUGUCUCUAAUCGUUAGCGGGGUAACGGCUCCGAUAAAAAGACCCUCAGCUGCAGCAGCCGGCUAAUCAGAAAUCAAUAAUCCAUAAAAAGGCGUUAAGAGGAGAACGGCUCGUUUGACUGAUGGACUCAGGAGCUUCAGGGGACGGAUCCUCCUGGAGUCAGAGGGUCUGUGUCCUCUGAUCCUGAUCCUGAACCUGGGUCUGGAGGUUUUUAGUCAGUCUGGUUCUCAGGCUGGUUUAAGGGUCUGAGUCUGAGGACCCUCUACAUCAGGAGGAAGGCUGUUCAACAGUGAACUUCAGCCAAUCAGGAUCUACUUCCUGUUUUGUCCCAGCUGGAGUUGUCUGGUCUUCAUCUUCUUCUGUGAGGCUCUUUGUUUCUCUGACCUCUUUGAUGAUCAACAGAGAAGAAGUUUGUCUGAUUUGAUGUUUUCUAGUUUCUUCAAAAAAAGGUUGAAACUUCAUCUCCAUAAAUUUGAUCAAACUCAGAAAUCUUCGUUUAAACGCAGUAACGUCUCAUGAAGAUGCUAAAAGUCAUCAGUGUGAGGAAGACCAACAUCAACAGAAGGUUCAAUAACAGCUUCAGCUCAGUGGAAACUUUAAAGAGAGGAGAAACAGUUCUGAUGGUUCUGAUGGAGACCUUCACAGACCUUCACAGACCUUCACAGACCUUCACAGACCUUCACAGACCUUCACAGGGACGGAUAAUCAAACCAGGUCAAACAGGUUCAUGUCCACCUGUUCAUGAAGUCCUAAAGCUGGGCCUGUCUCAGGUGACCCUUCAGGACCUGGUUCAUGGACCAGGAUGUUAAAGCGGUCCUUUUUCAGGUCCCCUGGUGUCUCUUUAGGGUCCCUCUGUGGAGGUCCUGGUGUCUCUUUAGGGUCCCUCUGUGGAGGUCCUGGUGUCUCUUUAGGGUCCCUCUGUGGAGGUCCUGGUGUCUCUUUAGGGUCCCUCUGUGGAGGUCCCGGUGUCUCUUUAGGGUCCCUCUGUGGAGGUCCCGGUGUCUCUUUAGGGUCCCUCUGUGGAGGUCCUGGUGUCUCUUUAGGGUCCCUCUGUGGAGGUCCUGGUGUCUCUUUAGGGUCCCUCUGUGGAGGUCCUGGUGUCUCUUUAGGGUCCCUCUGUGGAGGUCCUGGUGUCUCUUUAGGGUCCCUCUGUGGAGGUCCUGGUGUCUCUUUAGGGUCCCUCUGUGGAGGUCCUGGUGUCUCUUUAGGGUCCCUCUGUGGAGGUCAUGGAGUCUUUGGUCGUCUGCUGUCACAGCUGAUCUUUCAGAUGUUUGUGUGGACAGUUCCUCUCUGAGAUGACCUCCUGGUGGUCCAGUCAGACUUCUCGCUCAUGUUUAUUGGUGGUUUCUCCUCCGGUACGCUCGCUCUGAUUCGCUCUGAUUCGCUCUGAUUCUGUGAAUUUUAGACAAACUCUCUUCAGAUUUCAUCUCUGUGAACUAAAUUCUUUUCUCUCUUUCCUCUUCCUCACGUUGUCGUCGUCGUCGGUGAUGGUCCUUCUCCACACCAGCAUGUAAGUGAGUUUCUGAUCCAUUCUAGCUGCAGAGAUCUGCACAAAGACCGGCCCUGGUCCAGCAGAGCCCCUUUAGGACCGGUCCUCCUCUCUAAGUCAAUAAAGUCCGAUCCUCCGUGUCUCUGCUGUGAAAUGAGUUUUUCUCUCUCUGUUUGAUCUGCUCUCCGGUUUUCUACAACCUCUCAUGCUGAAGGGGGUAAGUCCAUUAACGCACAAACUCAACACAAACACCAACACUACACACCAACACUACACACCAACACAAACACCAACACAACACACCAACACAACACCAACACAAACACAGAGAUACAAACACCAACACAACACACCAACACAAACACCAACACAACACACAAACACAAACACAAACACAAACACCAACACAACAGAGCAGAUCCAAACGUGCUGAAACUGGAGCAGUCACGCUCCGACUGAGAGGAUGAAGACGAGGAAGAAGAAACGUCCUCCAGCAGAAAAACACUGAUCCAGUUUAUCUGCAGGAUGGAGGUCAAAACACACAACAAACACACAAUAAACACACAACAAACACAACAAACACACAACAAACACACAACAAACACACACACAACAAACACACAAUAAACACACAACAAACACACAACAAACACAACAAACACACAAUAAACACAACAAACACAACAACAAACACACACACAACAAACACAACAAACACACAACAAACACAACAAACACACAAUAAACACAACAAACACAACAACAAACACACACACAAACACAACAAACACACAACAAACACACAACAAACACAACAAACACACACACAACAAACACAACAAACACACAACAAACACAACAAACACACAACAAACACACAACAAACACAACAAACACAACAACAAACACACAACAAACACACAAUAAACACAACAACAAACACAAACACAACAACAAACACAAACACAACAAACACACAACAAACACAACAAACAAACACACAACAAACACACAUAAACACAACAAACACACAACAAACACAAACACAACAAACACACAACAAACACAACAAACACACAACAAACACAACAAACACACAACAAACACACAAUAAACACAACAAACACAACAACAAACACACAACAAACACACAAUAAACACAACAACAAACACAAACACAACAACAAACACACAACAAACACACAUAAACACAAUAAACACACAACAAACACAUGCACACACACACGCAGAGCCUCCGGCUUCAUCCCGCCUCGUUCACAGAUGUUAUCAGAACCGGUCUCUCUGCGGGUCGGAGCGGGUCGACACUGAAGGUCCAGAUUAUUUCAGAUUAAAACUGAAAUAAAUCUUUUCUCUCCUUCAGGAUGAUCUCCGUCUGAAAAAAGGUCCACACUAAAACCUCAAACAGUCUCACUCAGAGUCUCAGUUUGUCUGUAAAUAGUUUCUAACAGUCUCAGUUUCUCAAAGACCUCUCUCUGGUUUCCUGUUUUCCUAAAUAUAAGAGUAUUUACAGUGAAACUCUCACCUCCUCGGACCUCCUCGGACCUCCUGCUGCUGUUACCUUCAGCUCUGAAAAUGAAGACUUUACGGCCUUCAGAUGUGAAGUCUCAGCUUCGUUGUUGGUCUGUGUGUGUCCUCGUGUGUGUCCUCAGAUGUGAAGUCUCAGUUUGUUGGUCUGUGUGUGUCCUCAGAUUUAGAGUCUCAGUUUGUCGGUCUGUGUGUGUAGUCAGAUUUAGAGUCUCAGUUUGUCGGUCUGUGUGUGUCCUCGUGUGUGUCCUCAGAUGUGAAGUCUCAGUUUGUCGGUCUGUGUGUGUCCUUGUGUGUGUCCUCAGAUGUGAAGUCUCAGUUUGUCGGUCUGUGUGUGUCCUCGUGUGUGUCCUCAGAUGUGAAUCGUCCAGUUUGUGCGUCAGUCUGAAUCUUUAUCUUCUAUUUGUCGGAACAUUAAAAUCCUUCAUUUCAACACAAACUCUCUCAUAUCUCACAUCUUCUUCUAUUAUCACUGAGGAGGUGUGUUAUUGUUGAUUUAUGACACACACACACACACACACACACACACAUGUGAAGAGUGUGUGUGUGUGUGUGUGUGUGUGUGUGUGUGUGUGUGUGUGUGAGAGCUGACAGCAGCUGACAGCGUCUCUGUUUGAACCUCGUUUACCGUCACCAUGAGAGGAAACUUCAGAGCCGUCCUCCUAAUCAGCUCCGACUUCAAACCGUCUCUUUACUGUCAUUUAACCGACUUCACCGCGCCGCUGACGGCGUUUGUUCGACUCGCUCUGACGGCGGCUCAGGAUGACGGGCGGCUGGUCCUCAGGGACUCGGCGGUGUUAAUGUGAACAAACGAUGAAGACUGUGAUGAAGACAGACGGAGGACGAGUGGAUGAGGACGGACAGGCUGAUGGACGUUCAGAGGAUCUGGACUGACAGAAGAACCUGAUUGGAGGAGACAGGAUCCUUCUGAGGCGGUGCCGGAUCCUUCUGAGGCGGUGCCGGAUCCUCAGUCAGAUCCUGACGGGGAGCAGAUGAAGAAUUUACACUGAGAGACCAACGUGUGUGUGUGUGUGUGUGUGUGUGUGUGUGUGUGUGUGGGUGUGUGUGUGGGUGUGUAGGACAGACCAUAAUACUGUGUUUCUGUCUCCAGGGUUACACGGCGCUCCACCUCGCCUCCAUCCACAGCCACCUGCCCGUGGUCCACGCCCUGAUCAACACCUACAGUGAGUCAGACCGCCGAAGAUCACACCGACCAAUCAGCUUCACCCUGUGGAGGAGGGGGAGGGGCUACUUUUUACACAGCUGUAGGUCAGCUGGACCUCAGCUGUUAGGGAGGAGAGGAGAGGAGGAGAUAGGAGAGAUGAGAGGAAAGGAGGGGAGGAUAGGAGAGAGGAGAGGAUGGGGAGAGGAAAAAAGUGGAAGAAAGGAAAGGAGGAGAGAGGAAAGGAGAGAGGAGGGGAAGAAAGGAAAGGAUGAGAGGAGAGAGGAAAGAGAUGGAAGAAAGAAAAGGAGGAGAGAGGAAAGGAGAGACGGAAGUAGAGAGGAAAGGAGAGAGAAGAGAAAGGGGGGUGGAGAGAGGAGACAGGGAAGGAGAGAAGAGAGGAAAGGAGAGAGGAGAGAAAGGGGGGUGGAGAGAGGAGACAGGGAAGGAGAGAAGAGAGGAAAGGAGAGAGGAGAGAAAAGGAGGAGGAACGAGGAAAGGAGGAGAGAGGAAAAAAGUGGAAGAAAGGAAAGGAGGAGAGAGUAAAGAAGAGGAGAGGAAAGAGGAAAGGAGGAGAGAGGAAAAAAGUGGAAGAAAGUAAAGGAGGAGAGAGGAAAGAAGAGAGGAGGGGAAGAAAGGAAAGGACGAGAGGAGAGAGGAAACAAGGGGAAGAAAGAGGAAAGGAGGAGAGAGGAGAGUAGAGAGGAAACAAGGGGAAGAAAGAGGAAAGGAGGAGAGAGGAAAGGAAAGGAGGGGAGGAGAGAGGAGAGGAAAGGAGGGGAGGGGAGGAAAGAGGAAACGAGAGGAGAGGAAAGGAAAGACAAGAGGAAAGGAGAGAGGAGAGAAAAGGAGGAGAGGAGAGAAAGGGGGUUGGAGAGAGGAGACAGAGGGAAGGAGAGAAGAGAGGAAAGGAGAGAGGAGAGGAGAUAGAUCUGAACUCCACAGACACGCCCCUUUUUCAGAAUCUGCCUCCCUGAUUGGACGCUGCAGCAGACUGGACUAACAGUUAUUGAUCACAAACAGCUGAUGAUCAGCUGAUGACCCCCCCCCAGGUAAAUUAAUAUUCAGACCUUCAGGGACUCAGCGUCUCCUCCUCGUCUCCUCCUCGUCUCCUCCUCGUCUCCUCCUCGUCUCCUCCUCGUCUCCUCGUCCUCCACGCCUCACAGACUCAGAGAGCAGAGAGCGCACUCAUGCAAAUCGUCUCUGACACUGAAGAUCGGAGAGACUGACAGGUUCACACACACACACACACACACACACACACACACACACACACAUGGGGAGGAGGAGGAGGAGGAGGAGGAGGAGGAGGAGCAGAGGGGUGUUGUGGGUCUAAUGAGGCCCGCCCCUGACCUGUCAGUGAGCGGACUCUUGAUGAUGUCCCUGUCAUGGUCCACACUCCUCAGGUUGAACCUCACUGUCACUCACACACAGAGAAGACCCCACUGAGCAUGUGCAGAGGAGGGCACCGUCCUCCAUCACACACGAGCUCCUCCACCUCCUCCUCAGUGAACCCAAACCUGCUUUAGGAGGAACAGGAACCUGUGGGGCGGGGGGCAGAAGUCUAACUUUUACCCCCCAGAGAAAAGCAUUCUGGGAAAUGCAGCGGAGUGAAGAGUGGAGAAGUUGGUGGAUGGAGGUGUGUGAGGAGCAGAGGGACGGUCGAGUUUCUCUGAGGAGCAGCGGAGGAGGAGCUUUAAACCGUUUACAGUCAGAGAGGAGGACAGGUGGGAGUCUUAAUGAGGCGACUCAGUUUCACCGUGAAACCAUUAUCUGUCAGAGUCCCGCUGAGGGACGCCACAGCGCCCCCUCCUGACUGAAACAUGAGGAGACGGUUUACCCUCCUCAGACCUCAGAGUCUGAAACUCCGACUUUAUCUGAGGCCGAACAGAGACGAGCAAAAACCUCCACGAGGAUCCAGAUCUUCACUGCGGCUGAAAACAUCUCAGAACUGAGAGGGUCUGAACCAGGUCAGCCCUGCAGGGACUGGAUCUGACCCCCGACCUCCACCUUCAUCCUGAUCGUCUCCCAAAAGGUCGUAUCCUCCGAUCGUAGCUGAUCGGAGGACACUCUGUGUUUCAGACGGGCAGAGACGAACAAGUGAAAGGUUUUUAGACGUCAUUUCACCCCGAUGACACCAUGGAUGAGGAGAUGCUGAUUCUAGAAGUCUAGAAGUAGAUUUCCUCCUCUGGAAGGACACAAUCUACUGCUUAUAUGUCUAUGUGUCUGUCUUUAGAGAGACGACUCGGUAUCGUGAGAUUAUUUUGAAAUCUUUGCAUCACUUCCUUCAUCAAACACAAUCUUUAUUCCAGACUUUUAUUUUGAAAUUCUUUCCUCUUCUCUCCACCAGAAGCUAAAACUAACCUCCGAGAUUAUCACGGGAAGAUGGCGGUCCACUACUGGAGCGGCUGCACCGAGGUCUUCACCAAACAGGACCAGAACUCAGGUCUGAACACGUCCACACAGGUCCGGUUCUGGACUGACCUCGACUUACCACCACCAUCAAAUAUAGAGGGGAGGGUCUUAAUUAGGGGCGGGUCUUAAUUAGAGGCAGGCUUGUAUUAGAGGCGGGUCUUAAUUAGGGGCGGGUCUUAAUUAGAGGCAGGCUUGUAUUAGAGGCAGGUCUUAAUUAGGGGCGGGUCUUUAUUAGAGGCGGGCUCGUAUAAGAGUGGGGUCUUAAUUAGGGGCGGGCUUGUAUAAGAGGCGGGUCUUAAUUAGGGGCGGGCUUGUAUAAGAGGCAGGUCUUAAUCAGAGGAAGCUCUUAAUUAGAGGCGGGUCUUAAUUAGGGGAGGGUCUUAAUUAGGGGCGGGUGUUUAUCAGAGGCGGGUCUUAAUCAGAGGCGGGUCUUAAUUAGGGGCGGGUCUUUAUUAGAGGCGGGUCUUUAUUAGAGGCGGGUUUUAAUAAGAGGCGGGUCUUAAUCAGAGGCGGGUCUUAAUUAGGGGCUGGUCUUUAUUAGAGGCGGGUCUUUAUUAGAGGCGGGUUUUAAUUAGGGGCGGGUCUUAAUUAGGGGCGGGCCUUAAUUAGAGGCAGGAUUGCAUUAGAGGCGGGUCUUAAUUAGGGGCGGGUCUUUAUUAGAGGCGGGCUCGUAUAAGAGUGGGGUCUUAAUUAGGGGCGGGCUUGUAUAAGAGGCGGGUCUUAAUUAGGGGCGGGCUUGUAUAAGAGGCAGGUCUUAAUCAGAGGAAGCUCUUAAUUAGAGGCGGGUCUUAAUUAGGGGCGGGCUUGUAUAAGAGGCGGGCCUUAAUUAGAGGUGGGUCUUAAUUAGAGGCAGGCUUGUAUUAGAGGCAGGCCUUAAUUAGGGUGGGUCUUAAUUAGGGGAGGGUCCUAAUUAGGGGCGGGUCUUAAUUAGAGGCGGGUCUUAAUUAGAGGCGGGUCUUAAUUAGAGGCGGGUCUUAAUUAGAGGCGGGUCUUAAUUAGAGGCGGGUCUUAAUCAGAGGCAGGCUUGUAUUAGAGGCAGGUCGUAAUCAGAGGCGGGUCUUAAUUAGAGGCGGGUCUUAAGCAGAGGCGGGUCUUAAUUAGAGGCGGGUCUUAAUUAGGGGCGGGUCUUAAUAAGAGGCGGGUCUUUAUUUCAGUUGUUCAAAUUAAACUUCUGAGAUCACAGACAAUCGAACCGUCAUGAAGGUUGAAGCUCAGUCCAGGUCUAGAGUCUGUCCCCUCUGUAGUCCCCCUCCAGAGUCCUGAUGGAGGUUUGGUCAGAGGUCCUCGCCGUGACUCCAGGUGUGUUUCUCUGUCGUCAGGUGGGAGGUUCUCGCGGGGCAGGUGGACCCAGCGUUACGCUCUGCCGUCGCUGCUGCUGUCUCGCUCUCGCAGUCAGAGUCAGCUCAGCGUGGACAACAGCUCGCUGCCUCAGUCCACGUCACAUGACACCUUCGAACUCCAGCUGUGA